AUGUCCAUCACAGACGGAAAGGGCACCACCUACGUCCCCGUCAAGGACUCCGGUAACCGUCCAUGCUUUCUCACGCAGAAACAGCUGCUGGCAUGCGGCCAACUCUGCUCUGACUGUUAUUGGCUGCAGAAGGGCUCGCAGCCGGACAAAAUGGUCGCAGCUGUUAAGAAACACGUGUGGAUUCUCUACCAGAACAGAAUUGUCGCGUACUCCACCACCUCGCUCGUGUUUCCGUACCUGCUGGUGAACUACUCGUCCAGCAUCUUCUACAACUUACUUUACAUUGACAUCGAAAAGUCGACGCUGUCGUAUAAGAUGCCGAAGUUCGGGCCGAUCUACUCGGCACUACUUGUGAGAACUUUUGGCAGACGCUAUGCCAUGCUAUUUGUAAGCAUGGCCACCAUGGCGAUCAUGUUUGGGUAUAGAACCGUGCGCACGCCGGCCUGCGAUGCUGGCUUUUCCCCUGCUACAAUUUCUUCAUGAACGUCUACUAUGGCUGCCUCUACGCAUAUGCGGGAGAACUCUUCAUAGCACAGGCUCGUGGCCCAAAAACAGGGCUGGCUUCUGUUUUGGGCGCAAUUCGUGGAGCCCUGUUCUCAGUGGUGGCAUACUUUUUCGUUGCGAGCUCUGGCUCGCAGGCGCACUCUGUGGUGUGUUUAGUAUUCCGGCAGCACUGCAAUUGAGCCCUCUGGCAAGG
This is a messenger RNA of Ogataea polymorpha, 697 nucleotides long. RefSeq lists its product as uncharacterized. The transcript is spliced from 3 exons. NCBI's taxonomy places the organism in Eukaryota, Fungi, Ascomycota, Pichiomycetes, Pichiales, Pichiaceae. The coding region runs from base 1 to 483 and encodes 160 amino acids. The record is from RefSeq and is a predicted model, not a curated record.